Molecule: messenger RNA, 2192 nt
Organism: Lathyrus oleraceus (garden pea)
Lineage: Eukaryota; Viridiplantae; Streptophyta; Magnoliopsida; Fabales; Fabaceae
Product: scarecrow-like protein 3
Exons: 1
Coding region: 571-2034 (487 amino acids)
Source: RefSeq, a predicted model, not a curated record
AACAUCUCAAUUGAAUGUUUUUCUUUGAAAACAAACAAAACUUUCUAGACAUAAAGACAGAAACAACCUAGACUCACACUUCUCACCAAUUCCAUACUCCACUCACUAAUUACAUACAACAAAACAAUAAAGACAAAAGGGACCCUUCAUUACAUUGUCGACAACGUUGCCAUGAUCAACAACUUCAGUCCAAACAUUGAUUUCUACUCCCACAUCAAACACUACCUAAAUCAACCCAUUACGGUUUCAAUCACCAAGCUUUGUUUUUUUCAUGGGGCUUCUUCUUCUUUCUUCUUCAAUUACAAAACCCACCAAGGAUUAACCUUUUCCUUCUUCCAUUCCUUCAUUCUACUAAUGUGCCUUUUCUAGGGUUCUUCAUGCUUUCCUGCAUAAACUUUCCCUAAAUCAGUAGAAAUUCUUUUACUCUUCUCAUCCAUUUCUUUAUUUUAAACGUGUCUCACUCUGCUUUCCGUGUAGGAUCUGCAGAAGUUGACUCUGAAAUAAUCAUAUUUUUUUCUUCUAUAUCUUUUCUUGAUUUUUCCAAAAUCUUAAGAUUGAGAUUGUUGUUGCAUGUUACAUGGAAUGGAAUCUAUGUUUCAAGAAGAAGGGUCUUCAUCUGUAACUUGUUCACCUCUACAGUUAUUUUCCAUGAUGUCACUUUCACCUGGUAUUGGAGGAAUAGGAUCUCCUUAUCCAUGGCUGAGUAGAGAAUUGAAAUCUGAAGAAAGGGGUUUGUAUUUGAUUCAUUUGUUACUCACUUGUGCAAACCAUGUAGCUUCUGGUAGUCUUGAAAAUGCAAACACAACACUUGAGCAGAUUUCUCAGCUCGCAUCUCCUGAUGGAGACACUAUGCAGAGAAUUGCUGCAUAUUUCACUGAAGCACUUGCUGAUAGGAUACUCAAAACUUGGCCUGGACUUCACAGAGCCUUGAAUUCGACAAGAAUUGUUAUGCUUUCUGAAGAAAUUCUUGUUCAAAAGUACUUUUUUGAGCUUUUCCCUUUCUUGAAAGUGGCUUAUAUUAUGACAAAUCAAGCUAUUGUUGAAUCUAUGGAAGGUGAGAAAAUGGUCCAUAUCAUUGAUCUAAAUGCUGCUGAGCCUGCACAAUGGAUUGCUCUUUUUCAAGUUUUGAGUGCUCGUCCCGAAGGUCCUCCUCAUUUGAGAAUCACAGGGAUUCAUCAGCAGAAAGAGGUCUUGGAUCAAAUGGCUCAUAAGCUUUCCGAAGAAGCUGAAAAAUUGGAUAUACCGUUCCAAUUCAAUCCUGUUGUUAGCAAGCUAGAAAAUCUUGAUUUCGACAAACUUCGUGUGAAAACCGGGGAAGCGCUUGCAAUAAGUUCUAUACUGCAAUUACAUUCUCUUUUGGCUUUGGAUGAUGAGUCGUCAUCCUCAAGGAGAAAAACUCCUAUUCUGUCAAGAAACUCAAAUGGACUUCACCUUCAAAAGGUCAUGCUUAUGAACCAAAGCACAUCAUUAGGGGAUUUACUUGAAAAAGAUAUGGUUAAUGGCUAUAGUCCAAGUCCCGAUUCAGCAUCAUCAUCCUCUUCGCCAGCAUCUUCAACUGCUUCAAUGAAUGCAGAAAGCUUUCUCAACGCCUUGUGGAGUUUAUCGCCGAAAGUCAUGGUUGUUACCGAACAGGAUUCAAAUCACAACGGUUCAACUCUAAUGGAGCGGCUGCUUGAAGCCCUAUAUUCUUAUGCAGCAUUGUUCGAUUGUUUGGAAUCAACUGUGUCAAGAACAUCACUAGAGAGAUUAAAGGUUGAGAAAAUGCUGUUUGGUGAGGAAAUCAAGAACAUUAUUGCCUGUGAAGGAGCUGAAAGAAAGGAAAGACAUGAAAAGCUUGAUAAGUGGUUUAUGAGACUUGAUUUGUGUGGUUUUGGUAAUGUGCCUUUAAGCUACUAUGGUAUGUUACAAGCAAGAAGGUUUCUGCAGAGUUAUGGUUGUGAGGGAUACAGAAUGAGAGAAGAAAAUGGAUGUGUUGUAAUUUGUUGGCAAGAUAGGUCAUUGUUUUCAACAACAGCUUGGAGAGCUAGGAAGUAAUUAAGACUAAUUUUCAAGGCAUAGGAAAAAUAUGAUAUGAAGCAAUGUUAUGAGUAGAAGAGUGUUGAGGGUUUUAAUUUUUUGUUUUUCUUUGUUUGUAUGAAAGAGUUUUUACCAAUAUAUGGUAAUGAGUAUUCAUCAUUAUCAAUUUAGAGAUA